GCUACUAAAAAGAGUUCAGAGCCAUGCAACAGAAGUAGAGAGAAGGGGGGAGGAAAGCUCGGGCUCUGUGGCUUCCCUUUCUCUUGCUUUUUAUAUGUUGGAGGGGGUACGCUGGGGUUAUGGGGUUCGAGAGGUUAGGCGAGGAACAGGGAGCGGGACAGAGAACGAGGCGCUAGCGUUUCUUGCUUGGCUUACGUCUCUGUCUUUCUCCCUUGACUUUGGGACAGGGAGAGAGGGUGUUGAAGGCUUUUGUUCAUCCCACAGCUGAUGCUUUUGCCUCCUCUCGCCUCUGCUUCAGAUCUCUCCCUUCUGCUCUUUGCUUUCUUAGUGUGUUUUCCCCAUUUUUCUCUUCCGUUUCUUUCAUUUUUCGUUAGAUUUCGGCUCGAUCCCCUCGAGGUGCUGCUGCAUGUCCUUGCGGAAUCGAGAAGAAUCGUGUGGGAGGCGAGUGCACUCGGUAGAUCUGCCACUGCCGUCACUGCUACUCGGAGGAAAAGAAGGCGUCUUCGAAGGAGAACGAAGCGACGUUGAGAAGAACAACCAAGGGAUCUUUGAUGAGUUUUGGGAGUUUGUACGACGGCGGCUCUGGCGGCGGCGCUCGUCUCGUAGGCGACAUGCCGUUCGGCAACCCUGCCGGCGCCGUCUCCCACCCGCGCCUUCUUUCGUCCUCGCUCCACAAGUCCAUGUUCAGCUCUCCUGGUCUCUCCCUCGCCCUGCAAACGAAUUUGGACGCGCACGGAGUUCGGAACUUGGCCCCGGUGGUUGGCGGCGGUGGAGGGCAGCUGGAUUCUGCUCGUCGGAGCAAGGAAGAUGAGAACGGGAGCAGAUCGGGGAGCGAUAACUUGGAAGGCGGAUCUGGAGACGAUUUGGAGCAAGAAAACCCUCGGAAGAAGAAGAGAUACCACCGCCACACCCCUCAGCAGAUCCAGGAACUGGAAGCUCUUUUCAAGGAGUGCCCUCACCCCGACGAGAAACAAAGGAUGGAGCUCAGCAACCGGCUUUGCUUGGAGGUUCGCCAGGUCAAGUUUUGGUUCCAGAACAGACGAACGCAGAUGAAGACCCAGAUGGAACGGCACGAGAACAUGAUCCUAAGGCAAGAGAACGACAAGCUUCGAGCGGAGAACCUAUCCAUCAGAGAGGCCAUGAGGAACCCCAUGUGCUGCAACUGUGGUGGCCCGGCGGUACUCAGCGAGAUCUCCCUCGAGGAGCAGCACCUGAGAAUCGAUAACGCUCGCCUCAAAGACGACCUCGACCGCGUCCGCGCCCUCGCCGGGAAAUUUCUCGGAAAGCCCGUCUCCGCCUUGGCCGGCUCGCUCCCUCUCCCGUUGCCGAACUCGUCGCUGGAGCUCGCGGUCGGAACGAAUGGUUUUGCCUCCGUCGGCACGGUGGCCGCCGCGACGUUGCCUCCGCUGACUGAUCUCCCUUCUGGGGCAUCAAGCCCUCUGGACACCGUCAUUACUCCCUCGCGGGCCGUAGGCGGCGUGGACAAAUCGCCGGACAGGUUCGUGUUCUUGGAGCUUGCACUCGUAGCCAUGGACGAGUUGGUGAAGAUGGCCCAGUUGGAGGAGCCCCUGUGGAUUCCGAGCUUGGACGCCGGCAGAGAAACCCUGAACCACGUCGAAUACGACCGGUGCUUCUCCCGGUGCAUCGGCCCCAGGCCCACCGGCUUCGUUUCCGAGGCCACGAGGGAGACCGGGGUGGUCAUCAUCAACAGCUCUUCCCUUGUUGACACUCUCAUGGAUGCUGCUCGAUGGGCAGACAUGUUCCCGUCUGUGAUCGCAAGAGCGAGCCCUGCGGACGUGAUCUCCAGCGGCCUGGGUGGGACUAACAAUGGUGCACUCCAGCUUAUGCAUGCGGAGCUCCAAGUUCUGUCUCCCUUGGUUCCUGUUCGAGAAGUCUGUUUCCUUAGGUUCUGCAAGCAGUUGACUGAGGGCGCUUGGGCCAUAGUUGACGUCUCCAUAGACGGAAUUAGAGGCACCCCAUCUGCCUCACCAGCUAAGACGCAAUGCCGCAGGCUUCCUUCCGGAUGUGUGGUGCAAGAUACGCCUACUGGCUAUUCUAAGGUCACAUGGGUGGAGCAUGCCGAGUACGACGAGGCGGCAGUCCCGCCGCUGUACCGCCCGCUGCUGCUCUCCGGGUUGGCCCUCGGUGCCCGCCGCUGGGUGGCCUCGCUCCAACGCCAGUGCCAGUCUCUCGCCAUCCUCGUGUCCUCCUCCCUCCCUCCUGAUGACAACACCGCGAUAACGCCGAGCGGACGGAGGAGCAUGCUGAAGCUGGCGCAGCGGAUGACCGACAACUUCUGCGCCGGCGUCUGCGCGUCGUCGGCCCGCGAGUGGAAAAAGCUUGGCGGCGGGAUCAACAUCGGGGAGGACGUGCGGGUGAUGACGAGGCAGAGCGUGGCCGACCCCGGGGAACCGCCGGGGGUGGUGCUCAGCGCCGCCACCUCGGUGUGGCUCCCAGUUUCACCGCAGCGCCUGUUCGACUUCCUCCGCAACGAGCAGCUCCGCAGCCAGUGGGACAUCCUCUCCAACGGCGGGCCCAUGCAGGAGAUGGCCCACAUCGCUAAGGGCCAGAACACCGGCAACGCCGUCUCCCUCCUCCGAGCCAGCGCCAUGAACGCGAAUCAGAGCAGCAUGCUGAUACUGCAGGAGACGUGCACGGACGCGUCGGGGUCGCUGGUGGUGUACGCGCCGGUGGACAUCCCGGCCAUUCACCUCGUCAUGAGCGGCGGUGACUCCGCCUACGUCGCUCUCCUUCCCUCCGGCUUCGCUGUCCUCCCGGACGGCCUACCCAGCGGCAGCGUCGGUGGAGCGCGCAAGGCCGGUGGCUCUCUGCUGACCGUGGCGUUCCAGAUCCUAGUGAACAGCCAGCCAACUGCGAAGCUGACGGUGGAGUCGGUGGAGACCGUCAACAACCUAAUCUCCUGCACCGUCCAAAAGAUAAAGGCGGCGCUCAACUGCGAGCCUUGACGAAGCAGCAGUGUAGGGGAGAGUGCCAUGGCAUGGGUUGAGUCAAGAACGAACCGCGCGAACAAAGAUCCCUAGCACCGAGCGAUGGUGGUGGUUCGGGCAUUGACUCUGUCUCUAAAUGCCGUCGCUCCACCGCCUGCUGCGUUAUUCAAUUGAUGUUGUCGUGUGGCUUUUGUUUCGUGUGUGGAAGACUAUGUUGUACGCUUGCUUCACGAGUAUUGGGUUUCAUCUAAGAACGAGAUGGUUGAGUUGUAGCAAGUUCAAUAAAUGUUGGCGAUGGUAAGGAAGUCAUACUCUUCUUCCUCCUUGAUUCAUUUCCAUGACUAUGUGACAUGCAUCUCACACAGGCCAUGCUACAUAUUUGAUCUAAGAAUUCUAUGGUAUACAUGAAAAACAUAAUCGGUA
Musa acuminata AAA Group (dessert banana) is the source of this 3371-nucleotide messenger RNA. RefSeq names its product homeobox-leucine zipper protein ROC5-like. The record is from RefSeq and is a predicted model, not a curated record. The transcript has 9 exons. NCBI's taxonomy places the organism in Eukaryota, Viridiplantae, Streptophyta, Magnoliopsida, Zingiberales, Musaceae. Bases 552 to 2966 code for a protein of 804 amino acids. Gene Ontology annotation, biological process: regulation of DNA-templated transcription. Gene Ontology annotation, molecular function: DNA-binding transcription factor activity, RNA polymerase II-specific; lipid binding; DNA binding.